Molecule: messenger RNA, 1672 nt
Organism: Mus musculus (house mouse)
Lineage: Eukaryota; Metazoa; Chordata; Mammalia; Rodentia; Muridae
Gene: Keg1
Product: kidney expressed gene 1
Exons: 6
Coding region: 65-952 (295 amino acids)
Cellular component (GO): centrosome; mitochondrion
Molecular function (GO): glycine N-acyltransferase activity
Source: RefSeq, marked validated
ACUGCUUGUUCUUUGUUCUGAGGAAGCUCUCUGUGUGGAUACGGAGUUAUAGGUAUCAGAAGAGAUGUUCUGCUUACAGAGUUCCCAAGCACUGCAGGUUCUGGAGAAUUCCCUAAGGAAGCACCUCCCUGAGUCCUUAAAGGUUUAUGGGACUGUCUUCCACAUCAAUCAGGGAAACCCAUUCAAGCUCAAGACUUUGGUGGACAAAUGGCCUGAUUUUAAUACUGUUGUUAUUCGACCCCAGGAAGAGGACAUGACAGAUGACCUUGACCACUACAACAACACUUAUCUAGUGUAUUCAAAGGAUCCCAAGCACUGUCAGGAAUUCCUUGGCUCAUCAGAAGUUAUUAACUGGAAACAACAUUUGCAGAUUCAAAGUUCACAGUCAGACCUGGGCAAAGUGAUAGAAAGUCUUGGAGCCACUAACUUGGGCAAGGUCAAGCAUAAGCAGUGCUUUCUCUAUAUGGUAUGCCAAACAGCAAAGAAACUGGCUCCUUCCUUGAUGGAUGCAAAGAACUUAGUAGUCAGCCGUAACAAGCUCACGCCUCUUGACCAGCAGUUAUUCAAAUUUGCCUCACUGGAUGUUACACAUGCUGCACUGGUGAAUAGCCUCUGGCAUUUUGGUGGCAAUGAGAAGAGCCAGAAGUUCAUUGAACGCUGUAUCUUUACCUUCCCCAGCUUCUGUAUUAUGGGGCCUGAGGGGACCCCUGUGUCCUGGACCCUGAUGGACCACACUGGAGAACUGAGAAUGGGAGGCACCUUGCCUAAGUACCGGCGCCAGAGUCUCAUUUACCAUGUUGCUUCCCAGCAGAUUCAGACACUAGAAAAGCUUGGCUUUCCCAUGUAUGCACAUGUGGAUAAGGCUAACUUCACUGUUCAGAGAAUGGUUGGCUUGCUGGGGCAAAUCCUCUUGCCUUGUACCUGGAACCAGUGGAACUGUGUACCGCUAUAAAGCUAGAAAAGGGUGAGAAGGGGCCUGCGCUUGUAGACGGAGAAAUGGCUGAGAGAACAGAGAGAAGUGAACUGUCAUUAGGAUGGUGUGAGUUUCUAGAGAGCAGAGGUGCACCUCGCUGAGCUUCACACCCUGUUUCCGCGCGCUCACCUUGUUCAUGCUCUUAACUCCAUUCUUUGGCAUGCAGAAGGCCACCUUCUCCUCCUCCACCCCUGUUACAGCUCCCACAUUCUCAGGAUUCCUCUAACACAUUUGGCUAAAUUGUACUCUUUUCUAUUUGUUUUGCUGGCUCAUUGAUCCAUGCCCAUUAGUCAGUAGUUUGUGACCUAUCCUGCACUCCCCUUGCACACAAGGCAUACCUCCUCUGACUUUCUGUAGUUUUGCUUUUAUGGGCUGGAGAAGUAGCCCGUCAUCUAAAAAGAUGUUUUCAAAAAUGAUUCUUUCUCACGCCACUCACUAGGCAGUAUAUUGUUAAUAUGUAAAAACUACCAUAUAUGCAAACACAGAUGCACAAUAUGUGUGGUGCAACUGUAAGAAUUAUUAGGAAAGAGACAAGUAAAUGUGCUUGCAGCCAAGCCUGGAAACCUGAAUGUGAUUCCUGGGACCCAUUUGUAAAAGGAGAGCAUCAACUCCAUUACCUUGCCCUCUGACUGCCACAGGUAUGGAGCAGUAUUUGCACACACAAAUAAAUAAAUGUAUUAUUUCAAAAGUUAAAAAAAA